UUUUUGGCUAAAGUGGAGGAAGAGGAGGCUUGGAUUUCGGAGAAGCAUCAGCUCCUGUCCAUCGAGGACUACGGCGACACUAUGGCCGCCGUUCAGGGUUUGCUGAAAAAACACGACGCCUUUGAAGCGGACUUCGCUGUACACCGGGAGAGGUGUGCGGACAUCAUAAACGCGGGCCAACAGCUCGUCCAGGAGGGGAACCACCACUCGGACGGCAUUCAGCAGCGUCUGCAGCAACUGUCCACCCGUUUAGACGCGUUGGACGGCAGCGCCCGGCGCCGUAAGGGUAAGCUGUUGGACAACUCGGCGUACCUGCAGUUCAUGUGGAAGGCCGAUGUGGUCGAGUCGUGGAUCGCCGACAAGGAGGUACAGGUGCGCAGCGAUGAC
This is a messenger RNA of Oppiella nova, 387 nucleotides long. The record is from the annotation of a GenBank genome assembly. Lineage: Eukaryota; Metazoa; Arthropoda; Arachnida; Sarcoptiformes; Oppiidae.